AUGGUUGGAGCGGCAGCCGAGAUCACGCGCGACCGUCCUGGCAAUGGUGGAUUCCGCCUUUGGGUCUACUCGGAUCUCGAAACUGCUGAGCGCGAGGCCAUUGGACUUGCACAAGGCAUGGAGGUGAAGCACACUACCUACAACACGGGCUUCGCUGGAGCCAAGGUUGUUUGCGAUGCUUCUGGAGCGAACAACUCUGUACUCAACGUGAACAAGAACGAACUGAUGAAGGCGACCGCAGCUCUCCUGCACGAGCUGAACGGAACCAUGUACACUGGAUGCGAUUUGAACACAACCACGGGCGAUAUGGACAACCUCUCUCAGGAUUGCCCAUACGUGCUUGCCGCCAUCGCCAAUGAGGCGGUGAACCCCAAUGAUGCCACUGCCUACGGAGUUCUUGGUGCUGUCGAGAGUGUCCUCGAGCACUUUCAUGGCAAGACCGUUGUGGUUCAUGGCUGCGGAUCUGUUGGUGGCACAGUGGCUCGAGAGCUUGUUCGAGCUGGAGCCCGUGUGUACACCAUCGAUGCGGACGUUGCCAAGGCUGAUAUCUUUGGCGCCACCAACAUCUCCAAGGGAACACCCAACUACGUUGAGGAGUUCUGGAAGAUGGAGAUCGACGCUCUCGUCCCAUGCUCAAUUUCUGGUCUUAUCUCUAUGGAGAUGGCGAAGACCCUGGGAUGCAAGGCCAUUGUCGGAGCUACCAAUCUCCCCUUCAAGUCCAUCGAAGUUCAGCAGUUCGUGGAGGACUCUGGCAUCACCUUCGUCCCUGAGGGCGUCUCCUCUGCUGGCGCUGUUAUCGUCGACUCCAUCGAGCACUUUGACCUGAAGGCGUUCAAGGAGGCUCAGCCGAUCGACAUCUAUGAGUUUUGCCGACAUGUCGUUCUUGAGAAGACCACCGAGCUCUUGCUGACUGCUCGCCUCCGUGAGAUUGUCACUUCCAAGGCAACCAAGUUCAUCAGCGAGGAGUAUGGUGCCUCUGAGGAACACAAUUACUCGCAGAUGCCCAUCGGGCGAACUUUCAGAUUCUGGGCACAAGGACGUGGCUCAGUCAUCAACCCUGGCGCAGCUGGAACCCGAAAAGCUCUGAGCCGUGAUGCUCCUUAG
Molecule: messenger RNA, 1104 nt
Organism: Guillardia theta CCMP2712
Lineage: Eukaryota; Cryptophyceae; Pyrenomonadales; Geminigeraceae
Exons: 2
Coding region: 1-1104 (367 amino acids)
Biological process (GO): amino acid metabolic process
Molecular function (GO): oxidoreductase activity, acting on the CH-NH2 group of donors, NAD or NADP as acceptor
Source: RefSeq, a predicted model, not a curated record